Miniopterus natalensis is the source of this 4148-nucleotide messenger RNA. The record is from RefSeq and is a predicted model, not a curated record. NCBI's taxonomy places the organism in Eukaryota, Metazoa, Chordata, Mammalia, Chiroptera, Miniopteridae.
UCUCUGGUCAGGAAUUGGGGUCUGAGGGUCAGCGCGUCCCAAGCAGAGUUCCUACAGCCUGAGAUCAGCCCCGCCCUGAGCCAGCCGCGCAAGCGCCGUGGCGCAGAAAGGACACGCCCAAGUCCCCUGUACGCAUGCGCAGCGGCGCGGGGGCGUGGCAGCGCCGCACGCUCUUCUCGGGACCCGACCGCGAUUUUAAAUUUAGCGACGUUCUCUCUGCUACCUCAGCCGCCUGUCCUGAAGUGAAGCUGUCCUGCCUGAGAAGAGGUCUCCCAACAGGAUAAAGUGAAGCACAUUUGUCAUGCAAAUGCUCCCCUGUGCAGAAGUGAGAGAAGAAUGCUGCAGAAGUGAUUACGGGAACAUCUUUGAUCCCAGGACACAGGUCUUCGAGAAGAAACCUUCAAGCCUUUUGUAGACAGAAGGGCAUCCAAGCAGCAAAAGCGCCUCAGGAUCAUGGCUGAUAACAACCAGGAGAUUGGUGGCAUCCAUUUCCCUUUUCCCUUCACACCCUAUUCCAUCCAGAAAGACUUCAUGGCAGAGCUGUACCGGGUGUUGGAAGCUGGCAAGAUUGGGAUAUUUGAGAGUCCAACUGGCACUGGAAAAUCUUUAAGUCUUAUCUGUGGGGCCCUUUCCUGGCUCCGUGACUUUGAACAGAAGAAACAUCAAGAGGAAGCGCGUCUCCUUGAAACUGGAGCUGUCCCCUCAAGUAAUGGGAAGGACCAGCCCCCACUUAUUUCAUCCUCCUGUCAAGAGACCCCCGACGCCCUGCGGCCUGCUGGAGAACCUGACUGGGUUACUCAGUUUGUCCAGAAGAAAGAAGAAAGGGACCUGGUGGACCGACUAAAGAAGGAGCAGAUCAGGAGGAAGAAGCGAGAAGAACGCCUGCAGCAGCUCCGUCACAAUACACAGCUAAAGUAUGCAGCCAAGCGUGAGAGACAGGAAGAAGAAGAGACCGAGCGUCUCCUCCGUCUCAGCAGGGACAUACUGGCAGCAGGAGCAGAGGCCAGGCCGCUAGAGCAGCUGGCACCUGGAGAGGAGGAACUGGUCCUCUCUGAGUACGAGAGUGAUGAGGAGAAAGGAACCGGUAAUGGAUUAGAUGAGGAUGAGGAUGACCUGGAGGAAGAACAUAUAACUAAGAUUUAUUACUGCAGUCGGACCCACUCCCAGCUGGCCCAGUUUGUACACGAGGUACAGAAGAGCCCCUUUGGCAAGGACACCCGGCUCGUCUCCCUCGGCUCUCGGCAGAAUCUUUGUAUAAACGAAGACGUGAAAAACCUAGGUUCUGUGCAAUUGAUCAACGACCGCUGCGUGGAGUUGCAGAGGACUAGACAUGAGAGCAAGAGCAGAGCCGAGGACAAGGAGCCCAAGAGGAGAAGGCAGGAGAAGGCUGCCUGCCCCUUCUACAACUACAAGCAGCUACAGCUCCUCCAGGACGAGGUCCUGCUGGAAGUGAAGGACAUUGAGCAGUUGGUGACCCUGGGGAAGGAGGCUGGGGCCUGUCCCUAUUAUGGGAGCCGGUUUGCCAUUCCAGCAGCCCAGGUGGUGGUGCUGCCCUAUCAGAUGCUGCUGCAUACGGCUACCCGGCAGGCUGCAGGGAUCCGGCUACAGGGCCAGGUAGUGAUCAUCGACGAGGCGCACAACCUGAUCGACACCAUCACAGGCAUCCACAGUACAGAGGUCAGCGGUUCCCAGCUCUGCCAAGCACAUUCCCAGUUGCUCCAGUACAUGGAACGAUACAGGAAACGUUUGAAGGCCAAGAACCUGAUGUACAUCAAACAGAUCCUGUACCUAUUGGAGAAGUUUGUGACUGUGCUGGGUGGGAACAUUAAGCAAAAUCCCAAUACACAGAGCCUCUCACAGACAGGGACAGAGCUGAAGACCAUCAAUGACUUCCUCUUUCAGAGCCAGAUCGACAACAUCAACCUGUUCAAGGUGCGGCGCUACUGUGAGAAGAGCAUGGUCAGCAGAAAGCUCUUUGGCUUCACAGAAAGGUAUGGGGCAGUCCUUAUGCCCCCCAAGGAGCAGCCCAGACUGGCUGGGUUCCAGCACUUCCUACAGAGCCUGCAGCCCGGGGUUACUGAAGCUCCCACAGCCCCUGUGGAGGAGGGGGAGGCCAGGGCACCACGGCCUGCUUCCCCGCUGAUGCACAUCGAAGGCUUCCUUGCAGCUCUCACAACUGCCAACCAGGACGGCAGGGUCAUCCUGAGCCGCCAAGGCAGCCUCAGUCAGAGCAGCCUGAAAUUCUUGCUGCUGAAUCCAGCUGUGCCUUUUGCCCAGGUGGUGAAGGAAUGCCGGGCAGUGGUCAUUGCCGGGGGCACCAUGCAGCCGGUAUCUGACUUUCGGGAGCAGCUGCUGGCAUGUGCUGGGGUGGAAGCCGAGCGACUGGUGGAGUUUUCCUGUGGUCAUGUGAUCCCUCCAGACAACAUCCUGCCCCUUGUCAUCUGCAGUGGGCCCUCCAACCAGCAGCUGGAAUUCACAUACUUGAAAAGAGAGCUGCCUCAGAUGAUGGAAGAGACAGGUCGCAUCCUCUGUAACUUGUGCAAUGUGGUCCCUGGAGGAGUGAUCUGUUUCUUCCCCUCCUAUGAGUACCAACGCCAGGUCCAUGCCCACUGGGACAAGAGUGGCCUGCUGGCCCGCCUGGCUGUCAGGAAAAAGGUAUUUCAGGAACCCAAGAGAGCAAACCAGGUGGAACAGGUGUUGACAGAGUAUUCCAGGUGCAUUCAGUGCCAUGGCCAGGCAGGAGGCAUGGUGACAGGGGCCCUGUUGCUCUCAGUGGUCGGAGGAAAGAUGAGUGAAGGCAUCAACUUCUCCGACAACCUCGGCCGGUGCCUUUGGCUCCUGUGUGCCUCCCCACCAGGUGUGUGGUUAUGGUGGGCAUGCCCUACCCCAACAUCAAGUCUCCAGAGCUCCAAGAGAAAAUGGCCUACCUGGAUCAGACCCUUGCAGGGCCAUCAGGCACCAGAAGGACUUUGCCAGCAUAGUGCUCCUGGACCAGCGGUAUGCCCGUCCACCUGUCCUGGCAAAGCUGCCAGCCUGGAUCCGAGACCGUGUGGAGGUCAAAGCUACCUUUGGCCCUGCCUUUGCUGCUUUACGGAAGUUUCAUCACGAGAAGUCUGGCCUUUCCUGAGGACGGCCACACCUGUCUGGAGUGCAGACCAGCCUCCUUCUGGAAUCACUGGGCUGCCAGGAUCCAGGAAUAGGUGCAGAAGCCAGUAGGCUAAAAUUAGGUUGAUCCUGAACAACCAGUGGGUCCUGGCCAUCCUCAGGCCCAUCUCAGGGUAUUUCCCCUCCCUGAAAUUGAAUCUCGCUUCCUGUUCACCACUGCCCAGUUAAGCUCCCUGCCCUGUUUCCUGGCCAGCCUUCCCGAGUGGCUGUGGAAGCUGCACCUUCCACUGUAGCAUCUUUGCCUGUGCUCAUUUCUCAGCAUCUACUUUCUCAGAGGUGAGAUGGAGCAGGCCUCUCUUGCCUCUACCUUUUCUCCUUUCCCCUUUCUAGCUAAAAUUAGCUGUUCUAGGCCUCUACCCUUUCCUCAAAAUUAAGAACAUUCCCCAUUUCCAGCCCCCUGGUGUCCAGGGCUCUUCUGCCCUCUGGCUUCUGGUUACUUCAACCCACUGCCAUCUGGGGAUUAAGCACCAUCUAUGGCAAAUCAGGCACUGAAGUCAUUUAGAACUGAGAGAAAUGUCCUGUGCACUGCUCCCCCACCUGCUGGCCUCACUUCUUUACUUCAGGGCUGGUCCUUAACCUGUCCACAGCCUUCCACAGCAUUCUUACUCCCUGGAUUGGUUCCAGGUCCUUCAAAUCAGUGGCACCUUUCCUCCUCUCAGCUACUUGAGCAAACUCCAAGACACCUCUUCCCCUGACAUCAGCAAUUACACCAAGGACCAUUAGGCUCUCAGCAUGACUAUUUUUAGCUACUCUGUGUCUAUCAUGAGACUUUUUUCCUGUGUGAAAAUACCCCUCCCUCCAUCUGCAACAGCUGCCUCUGUUGACUAUACCUCUCCUAGCCCUCCCUGACCCCAGAGAACGGGCCUUGGUCCACUUGGCACUUUGCCAGAGAUACUGGGCGAGGGAGGACAGUCCCUGGCUCGGAGAUGUCUGCAUUCUGCACAGCUGUAGUUCCUUAAUUAAAAGAGUACUGUUGGUUGAUG